AUGGAGCAACUUAUGAAGUCGCAACAUGAGAAACCACACCUGCAGUUAUCUGUUCAAGCUGCACCACCCGAUACUGUGACUACGGAACACAUGGAUGCUGACAAUCUUGUCGAAUUCCACUCCGAAGAUGUGGAUGAACAACCAUCUCUGGAGAUCUCAGUAACAGUCCUCGUCCACCAUGGUCUAUUCCCAACCGCGCCUUCACAGCCUCGGAUGGCUGUGUCUGUUGACUUGCUUUCAUUCUACCGCGCGUUGUUUGAGCGCUCAUGUGACGCGAUUAACGCACUCACAUCAGUGCUCAAAAAUCACUAUUCCCGGCGGGGUUACCAGAUGACUGAUGCCCAGGGUGAAGUUAUACAGGACCCCUUCCGCCGAGGCCUCGGCUAUGCCGUCCAAUGGUAUGACAUCCUGCAAGUUGAAGUUGAGCGCCAAGUUGAGAUGGUCGUUCAACAACAUUGUGAUCAUAUAGCGAAGUUUCAAGUGUCCUCUCGAGUCCCAAAUUCGCCUUUGCUCACUCAAUGCGCACCCCUUCUAGUGCAACGGUGUCCUGCUUGCUUUGCAGGUAUACUCCAUGGUAGAUCCACAGAUGAAGGAGGUGACAUCCACGUUGCAAUGGACGACUGUCCAAAUUUCUAUGACCCUACCUAUUUUCUCCCCAAAAGCUUUGUUGACGCAAUUGGGCACCAUAUCGACACUCAACGUAAGCGACCCGUGAAGUCUCACGUGCCCCUCAUCCCCAACAAAGCCGUUGACCAAUGCGAGAAUGCUUACGAGGCUGCUGAUGGCAAAAAACAGAAAGCCGCUAUGGAUAGCUUUGAUGACACUGCAAUCAUGGCCCUUAUCUGUCGUCAUGACAUCCCAUUAUUUUUUGCCAAUAUAGACUCACCUGGAGAACAGCAGAAGUAUUCAGUAGCUUUACUUCACCACUUCUUUUCAUUUCUUCCACCUGAAGCUACUGUCGUAGCCCUUUACGAUAUCGGCUGUGUUUUGGCACAAACACUCUCCAAGUAUGACAUUCUUCCCAUAAGUAUCACCUCACACCUUCGAUUUGCAACCACUGCAAUGCACACAUAUGGGCACGAGUGGGCUUGCCAGCUCGUAUAUAAUCCACGAAUAUGUGUGGGUCUUGGCUUAUCUGAUGGCGAAGGGACCGAACGCCUUUGGUCUCACUUAGUUCGAUUGAUAGGUGUUGAGCACACUUCUAGUCGCCAAUGCCGUUUAUGGCUAAUCGAUCGGCAAGCAGUGGCUAUAGCUUCAGAGAUACGGGGCAUCAAGGAGCAAGGUUCGGCAGCCCAAGACGUGCUAGAUCGAUGUGGGGUCCCCAUUGAAGAAUUGCAGUCUGAGUGGUUGCAGCAAAGGCAUUCUCAGUUAUCUAUCCAUGCUCAUGCACCCACCCGCCUCAAGAAGGAGUUGAACACUGUCCUAGCUCUCCAGGCAGAUCUGGACACCUCAGACAAAGCAUUGCAAACCGCCAGGACGAUGUUGGAGAAAGAUAUGGCUUCAGAUGAUACUCUAGAGGCUCUCGAAAGUCUAGAGAGGGGACACGAUUGCCUGAUGAACAAGGUCGAGGCUCUUUACUCUUCAUUGAACGUUCAUGACAGGUUCCCUGAGCUUCAUGGCAUCAAUCUCAAAUUUGUUCGCAUCCUUCUAAUGGCACGCGAUCUCAAAAUGAAUGUUCGUAAACGUGUGAUUGUAAGUUUCUUUGAGUGGGAUAAACUUGAUCAAGCAGUAGGUGGCGUCCAGCAAGCGUUAGGCACCAAGCUGCAUCAACAGACACGUAAAGCAAUUUCAAAGCGUCAGCCUGCACUAAUGACCGCUAUCAGGAGAUUCAACUCCUACUGCGAGCGGCUCGAUUCAUUGUAUGAUACAUCCUGGGGGAUUCCACUGCCCGCACCCCUUCCCACCAAACUUGUGGAACUACGUUCCGACCCAGGACUGAUGGAGGAUGUAUGGAUUACGCCAUCUCUUGGAGAGGUUCCGCGAUGGUUAGAUGACACAUCCAUAAGAGACGGUAUUCGUGCACUGCUCAAGCAUGACCAGUGUCGAGAGGAGCAGGUUCAGCUGGGCAUUGAGGCCGAUAACCUGUGCCGCUUCUUUGGAAAUGAGUUGGCGGCGCUUGAACUUGCCCUUCGGUCGCCGAAGAGUGAGCCUUUCGCAGUUCCAUUGCAGCAACGGCAUCCAAUUUUAUCCGCCUUCAAACGGUCAAAUUGCUUAGCUUCUUCAGUAUGGUUCACUAACAACACGCUGGUAGUGCCUGAUUCUGAGGGUAGUGAUGAACUCCCUAUCGUUGAUCCUGACCAUUGCCCCCAAGUCGAUUCUGAACAAGCAGCACUUGCCGAUGUCCUGGAGGUUAAUGCCGUGAUUUGCUGGAACCUUCCUGAUAAUCUCCUUGUGGAUGACUUCUGUCCCAUCGCAAGAGCCAGACGUCCUUGA
Molecule: messenger RNA, 2433 nt
Organism: Suillus discolor
Lineage: Eukaryota; Fungi; Basidiomycota; Agaricomycetes; Boletales; Suillaceae
Exons: 13
Coding region: 1-2433 (810 amino acids)
Source: RefSeq, a predicted model, not a curated record